CGGAUGUAGUGAAUGCAGGGUCCGGGGAGAGCGGAUGUAGUGAAUGCAGGGUCCGGGGAGAGACCGGAUGUAGUGAAUGUAGAUAUAGUGAAUGCAGGGUCCGGGGAGAGCGGAUGUAGUGAAUGCAGGGUCCUCCGUCCAGGGGGGGAGACCGGAUGUAAUAUAAAUGCAGGGUCCGGGGAGACCGGAUAUAUGUGAAUGCAGGGUUCGGGGAGACUGGAUGUAGUGAAUGCAGGGUCCGCCGGGGAGAGCGGAUAUAGUGAAUGCAGGGUCCUCCGGGGAGAGCGGAUGUAGUGUAGUGAAUGCAGGGUCCGCGGGGAGCGGAUGUAGUGAAUGCGGGGGUCCGGAGAGACUGGAUGUAGUGAUUACAGGGUUUAGUAACAUUUUAAGCUUAGAUAAGAUAUUUAGUGAUUGGGUUUACGUUUUGUUUAAUAUGCAGUGUACGGUGUGCAAUCUUGUAGUGUGUAUG
Staurois parvus is the source of this 469-nucleotide messenger RNA. Lineage: Eukaryota; Metazoa; Chordata; Amphibia; Anura; Ranidae. The record is from the annotation of a GenBank genome assembly.